UUCGGCUAUUCUGAAGAAGUUCAGAUUGAGGGCUUUGGCAACCGCGGUUCUCGAAAGUAUAAGCACGAGGAACCGAAGUACGACCAGGAGUAUAAGCACGAGGAGCCGAAGUACGACCAGGAGUAUAAGCACGAGGAGCCGAAGUACGAACAGGAGUAUAAGCACGAGGAGCCGAAGUACGAACAGGAGUAUAAGCACGAGGAGCCGAAGUAUGAACAGGAGUAUAAGCACGAGGAGCCGAAGUACGAACAGGAGUAUAAGCACGAGGAACACAAGUACGAGCCGCACGAAUACGAAUACUUACGAUACAAGAGAGGCAUCCCAGAGCCCCAUAAGCAUGAACAUCAGAAUAAGUUGGGAAUCAUGGGCUACCGUGACGCUUAUUUGAAAUAUGGUGGAAAAUUCUACGGAGGUGCAAACGAAUAUCAGCCUGUUGCAGCCAAGAAAUUCGGCUAUUCCCAAGAAGUUCAGAUUGAGGGAUUUGGAAAUCACGGUUCUCGAAAGUAUAAGCACGAGGAGCCAAAGUACGAACGGGAGUAUAAUCACGAGGAGCCAAAGUACGAACCGGAGUAUAAGCACGAGGAGCCAAAGUACGAACCGGAGUAUAAGCACGAGGAGCCAAAGUACGAGCCGCACGAAUACGAAUACUUACGAUACAAGAGAGGCAUCCCAGAACCCCAUAAGCAUGAACAUCAUCAGAAUAAGUUGGGAAUCAUCGGCUACCGUGACGCUUACUUGAAAUAUGGUGGAAAAUUCUACGGAGGUGCAAACGAAUAUCGGCCUAUUGCAGCCAAGAAAUUCGGUUAUUCUGAAGAAGUUCAGAUUGAGGGAUUUGGUAAUCGCCGUUCUCUAAAGCACAAGCACGAGGAGCGAAAGUACGAGCCGGAGUACAAGCACGAGGAGCGAAAGUACGAGCCGGAGUACAAGCACGAGGAGCGAAAGUACGAGCCGGAGUACAAGCACAUGUGA
Molecule: messenger RNA, 969 nt
Organism: Soboliphyme baturini
Lineage: Eukaryota; Metazoa; Nematoda; Enoplea; Dioctophymatida; Soboliphymatidae
Source: the annotation of a GenBank genome assembly